Lates calcarifer (barramundi perch) is the source of this 2279-nucleotide messenger RNA. It is a transcript of the gene acsl5, whose product is annotated as acyl-CoA synthetase long chain family member 5. Gene Ontology annotation, biological process: long-chain fatty acid metabolic process. NCBI's taxonomy places the organism in Eukaryota, Metazoa, Chordata, Actinopteri, Centropomidae. Gene Ontology annotation, cellular component: mitochondrion; membrane; endoplasmic reticulum. Gene Ontology annotation, molecular function: arachidonate-CoA ligase activity. Bases 209 to 2257 code for a protein of 682 amino acids. The record is from RefSeq and is a predicted model, not a curated record. The transcript has 22 exons.
GACAGGUGGGCAGAUUGUACAUUAGUGGUGUCGCUGGGUUCAGCUGAUUUUCCCCAGGGGAUCCCUGCUCAGUUUGGCCCCAAACUACCUCUGCUAAUCCCACCAGAGCAGAUGAAGAGGAUCUGCUGAGCACACACUCACACACCUGCCUGUCAACUGGGAGCUGAGAGGAACACCUGAGAGAACCAGCAGCAGCAGACGUGCCACCAUGGAGUUCCUGUUCCAGUUGCUGUUCUCCCCUCUCCCGACCCCGGCCAUCAUCUCCCUGUUCGCCCUGGCGGCUGCCACCCUGUUUUACCUCAACACACGGCCUAGUCCUGUCCGCAACCCUGCCGACCUCAAACGCCAAACUCUGGGGAUCAAGGACGGAGCAAGAAAAACUGCUUUGCUUGAGGGCAACAAUAACCUGAUAUCCUACUGCUAUGAAGAAGCCAAGACCAUCUAUGAGGUUUUUCAGAGGGGGCUGAAAGUUUCAGGUAAUGGACCAUGCUUAGGCUACAGAAAACCAGGAAGGCCAUACCAGUGGCUGAAAUACAAACAGGUGUCUGAUCGAGCAGAGCACCUGGGGUCAGGGCUGCUUCAUCGAGGUUUGAAGCCAAACCAGGACACUUUCAUUGGCAUCUUUGCUCAGAAUAGACCUGAAUGGAUUAUUGGUGAAUUGGCCUGUUACACCUACUCCAUGGUGGCCGUUCCCCUGUACGACACCCUGGGUCCUGAAGCUCUUGUGUUCAUUAUCGACAGAGCGGAGAUCUCCACAGUGCUUUGUGACAAUCAAAAGAAAGCAGAAACACUGCUGCAGAAUCGGGAGAAAGGCCAGAGUGCUGCUCUCAAAACCAUCAUCAUCAUGGACCCUUUCAACUCCGAGUUGGUCGAGAGAGGAACCAAGUGUGGGGUGGACAUUGUUUCCCUGCAGGAUGUGGAGGCUCUGGGGAAAAGCAAUCUUCAAAAGCCAAUUCCACCACGGCCAGAGGACCUUAGUAUUGUUUGUUUCACCAGUGGUACAACAGGAGACCCUAAGGGAGCAAUGCUGACCCAUGAGAAUGUGGUCUCUGAUGCUGCAGGCGUCAUCAAAAGCUUUGAGUCAUCAGUUGUUCCAAAUACCCAGGAUGUCAGCAUUUCAUUCCUGCCUUUAGCGCACAUGUUUGAGAGAGUCGUACAGACAGUGAUGUACGGUGCUGGGGCCAGAGUGGGAUUCUUCCAGGGUGACAUCAGACUGCUGCCAGAUGACAUGAAAACCCUGCAGCCCACCAUUUUCCCAGUAGUUCCUCGCCUCCUCAACCGUGUCUAUGACAAAGUCCAGAGUGGGGCCAAGUCGCCUUUCAAGAAAUGGCUCCUGAACUUUGCUGUGGACAGGAAAUAUUCUGAGGUCAAGGAGGGCAUCAUCAGGAACAACAGCAUAUGGGAUAAGCUCAUCUUCCACAAAGUCCAGGAGUCCCUGGGGGGGCGUGUGCGGGUCAUGGUGACUGGAGCAGCUCCCAUAUCUCCCUCUGUUCUCAACUUCCUCAGGGCUGCUCUGGGCUGUCAGAUCUUUGAGGCGUACGGCCAGACAGAGUGCACAGCCGGCUGCACCUUCACCAUGCCAGGAGAUGCCACUUCAGGGCAUGUUGGAACACCACUGCCCUGCAAUAUUGUGAAGUUGGUGGAUGUUGAAGAAAUGAACUACUUUGCUUCAAAUGGUGAAGGGGAGGUCUGUAUCAAGGGUAGAAAUGUGUUCAAGGGGUACUUGAAAGACCCAGAGAAGACUGCAGAGGCCUUGGAUAAAGACGGUUGGCUCCACACUGGGGACAUUGGAAAAUGGCUUCCGAGUGGAGUUCUGAAGAUUAUUGACCGAAAGAAGAACAUCUUUAAGCUGGCUCAGGGGGAGUACAUAGCACCAGAAAAGAUUGAGAAUGUGUAUGUCCGCAGUGGACCUGUGGCCCAGGUAUUUGUGCAUGGAGACAGUCUUCAGUCUUGCCUGGUUGCCAUUGUGGUCCCUGAUCCUGAGGUCCUGCCAGGUUUUGCCAAAAGUCUGGGGUGCCAAGGCUCCAUUGAAGACCUCUGCAAAAACACAGAAAUUAAGAAAGCCAUUCUUUCAGACAUGAUCAAACUGGGCAAAGAAGCGGGGCUCAAGUCCUUUGAGCAGGUGAAAGAUGUUUACCUCCAUCCAGAGCAGUUCACCAUUGAAAAUGGCCUGUUAACACCCACACUCAAGGCUAAGAGGGCUGAGCUGAAAGCUCUCUUCCAGUCACAGAUUGACAAACUCUACGCUAACAUGUAAUAAAUGAAGUGAACCAAUACUA